Bipolaris maydis ATCC 48331 is the source of this 1965-nucleotide messenger RNA. RefSeq lists its product as uncharacterized. The record is from RefSeq and is a predicted model, not a curated record. Lineage: Eukaryota; Fungi; Ascomycota; Dothideomycetes; Pleosporales; Pleosporaceae.
AUGGCAGAUUCAAGCUCAACAGAAGCUCAGCUCAAGACCGCAGUUAAUCGACUCCCAGCUAUAAGCGGAUGGAUUGCCGAGUCCAAUGCAUUUCGUAUGCUAUCCAGCGCAUGUAUCCAAGGAUUCAAGGAUCAUGGACAGCGGAUCGGCGUGAUUCGAGGGCCAGAUUUUAGCAUGCUCGAUGGAGGACUCAUCUUCGAUCCGCCAGAGGGAUUCCCUAUGGACAUGGACCCUUCUGCUGUAUGGACUUGGGUUAAUGAGCAUAAAAAAAAGCAGACCCUCCAAAUCGUACCAAUUGACAUCAAGCUUAGCAUCAGCGCUCGAAAACUUCACCAAAUUGCACCCUUGUUUAUAGUCGCGCCACCUGGCAAUACCGAAAUCCUGUGCCUGCUACCUAUCAGAAGCUACACGGACUUGCAUGCAAAUCUUAAAUUGGCAUAUCGAGACACGCAGUGUGCUGAUAAAGACAAGUCCAGUAAGACUCAUCGAUUGCGACCGCGUGAGCCUCUGCACAUCAGUAAUCUCUUGGCGCCGUUCGCGGUACAUAAGUGCGACCUCUUUGAAGCACUGCUAAGACUGAGGAACACAUUCAACGGUCAAUCGGCUUAUACCAACCCAUCUAAUGGUGUUACGUUACGAGGUUGGACUCCGCAAGCACCCGAUCCCAACCUCGAAAAGUUGAUGAUGAUACAGGGGGGAAGGCAAAGAAAUUCUGCUGGUGUUAUCCACGAGCUUGUCCAGACUCUUCGCUCUCAAAAAGAGUGUGGUAUAGAGCUUUUGUUUAAUCUCGUACAACCAUUGGCAUGCGACUUGGUACUUCGGGACAACAUGUCGUCCACAGCGUAUCUUAUUGAGCAUAAGGUGACUACACCGACCGAAACAAGAUCCAAUAUUGUAUCACUGAGGCCAGGCCCUGAAUGGAAAAAGGAGCAACAUAAUUGGCAUUUUCUUCUUCAUCAACAUGGCGACUGGGUCGCGAUUCACACAAGAGAAGGACACAAAGCUGGAAGCAACACGCCAGCAAUUCGUGUCAACCUGAAGAGUCCUGGUGCCGCGUCUAGCAUCGCUACCACGAUACGCAACCACGGAGUUUUGGCCAAACAGAGACUUCAAGCAAAGUGGCGAUCCUUGGUGUACGAGGGUAGCCUGUUGUAUGAAGAGAGUCAGUCAACAGAGCCAAAGAAAAGCCAGAGCAAACCCUCAAGAGCAGCUGGGAAUGAAAUGCUCCGUAUAUCAUUUUGCGACGCCAUCAACAACCAGUGUUUCAAGCUAGGAAAACACGCGUGCAUUCUUCUGGAAGGUAAUGCUUGUGGAGAUGCAGUAAUGGUUCGACACAACUGGACAGAGUGUGACCGAUCUAGAUAUAGAUCUAGUAGGAUCCUGCCGGUCUCACUUGUGGAAGGUAUAAAAUCACGAUCCUCGGAGGCGCUCAUACUACGAUUCAUUCCCCAUUUCUGGCCUCCAAGUGUCCCGUCUUCACAAUUAUUCGAGCCCGCACGCAUGAGGAGUAUCAGGGUACCGCUGUGUUUAGGCCAGGAUUUUGUAUAUGUCGCUGCCACAAUGAGCUCUCCAUCUACACAAGAGCCUUUUCUCGACAAGCUCAUCCUCUUGCCUUCGGGAGAUACAGAUUGGUUGGCCAAAUUCGAUAGCUGCAACACCUGUGAUGAAGAGUCAGAAACAAGGGAUUGGAAGCCAACCUUUGAGUCAAUUCCCGAAAGUCAGGGUGGGGGCCAUGCUGGGAGCUCGCUCAUACAACUCCCCUUCUUAAACCGACAUGCACAGCCACUCCAUCAAGUUUACGAUUUUGAAGACGGCUCAGUACAUAGUCGCCUUGAUAUCCUUUUACAAGAGGAAGGCUCACGAUAUGUCACCCCAAUCUAUGGGCCAAAUGGGUUGCUUCAACGACAAUGGAACCAUGGCAGUCCCAGAGUACAUAACGCCGACUCUCCUGCAAUUCAUAAGUAA